AUGCUGUCUUACGACCACCUGGAACGGGAGACAGCAGCCUUUCGCAAGCGUUGCGCUCAGGCAAGCUACGCAAGGAUCCAGGCGGCCAUCAAACGUACCAGUAGACUUUCUUUGCGUUGCAGAGUUCGCUUGUGGAGAGCAGUGGUGUGGACCACGCUGUGCUACGGAAUCGAUUGCACAGGUCUGGACAUUGUGGGACGUCGUCAAUUGUACGCCACGGCAGUCAGACACUUGAGGGCCAUUGCCAAUUCGCCGUCCCACAUAAGCAAGGAAACCACCUCAGACCUUCUACUUAGGUUGGAACUGCCGCACCCAAUGGCUAUGCUACUCGAUAAGACAAAGGCCAGACAUGACCGCACUUGCCAAUCACAGGUCUUUACAUUGCAACCUCCGGGUCUGACACAGGUCUGGGAUUCCGUUCUGGUCUCGUUGGAAGUGCCAGGUAGGCAGACCCCUGCUACAACACAUUCAGCUGCAGUGGUAGAACCGCCAGCUGCCUUGAACAACACGAUGCAGGCAGCAGAAGGCUCACCUGAGCCCGAGGCCGAGAUUUGCAUGAAGAACUUAACUGCAGCACCGAUCUCUACUCCCGCUGAGGCUAUGAUUACUGUGGAGACGCCUCCCCCGGCUCCAACCGAAACUGGUGCCCAUGUUGAUCUGGUGUGCCCUGUCUGUGAAUAUCAAGCUGCUGACACCACGGCCUUGAGGUACCACAUGACCUCGAUACACGGCCUUUCUGAGAGGGAGCUUGCCAUGGCCACAGCUGCACCGUUCAAGUUCGAAGAACAUUCGUACGCGGGCAUGCCCACUUGCAAACAUUGUCGUAAGUCCUUCUCUGGCAUACCUCAGUUUCGUAAACAUAUAGAGGCCCAAGCAUGCCCUGUACUGCACGGAUACACGAACAAUAGCAGGGAUUACGGACAGCUUCCGCCGCUCCCGAAAGAAGCGAGCACAGAAAGCACUCCACUUAGGGACAGGCCGAGCACGCUUCAAAAUCUCAGCGAGGGGGGCUGGCUGCAAUUGGCUCAAUCCCCAGGAUUUCGGGAAGUCGCACUGGCACACUGCCCGCUUUGUCACCUUUGGGUCGCCAACAGUAGCGGUCAAGUUAAGAAGCAUAUGCGCACAAAACAUGGGGACCAACAGGACUUGAUUCAAGAGGUCAUUGAAGUCUGUCGUAAGUCGUCUUACUUUAUCCAAUCCCCGUGCCAGUUGUGUGGCAUUGCUUGGAAGGGGGCACGAAUCCGCCACCGAGAAGCCUGCGCUGUGCUAUUUGCUGCGCGGCUACUGGCUGCUCACCACGGCUAUGUUUUCCGAGAUGAACAUGGAUCCCGAGCCAUCACCUCUGAUGGAGUUCGAGUCGGUGUUCAACCAACCGCUGCCGAGCCCAUUCCCGUCCUUCCACCACCCGCCGCCGAUCCAUCCAAUGCCGCCAAAGCGAAGCGGGGCCCCGCUCAACCAAACUACCAGGGCUAUCAGGGCUACCAGGGAUACUCAGAGAUGUAUGUGACGCCACAGGAGAUCCAGCUGCUCAGGCAGCUGUUGGUGCGGCACGAAUGGGAGUUGGCAGCCCUUCGCGUGGAUCGGGGAUUUGUCCUCCACAUGCGAUCGGGUCCCGACGGUAUCCUGAGGGAGGUGUUUCAAGCGAGCCGUCUCUGGAACGAGGCCAAGACGCAAGGCACCCUUCAGAACCUCACAUUGCGCCAAGCAUUGCUCAUGAAAGUGUUUACCGUCCUGAAGGACCGCAUGGAGCACUUAAACGAAGGCCACAUAGCUACGGCCCGCAAGCACGGAUGGCUCAGCCGAGACAGCAUGCAGUGGCAAUAUCUGAAGUGGUCGCAGACUCAAGAAUGCCUUAUUCCGGAGGAUCCGAUCCGCCAGGUCCCACACGCCUCACUGGUUCAGCACAUCACCUCGAUCCUCCAGGCCCUGAACAUGGACCACAUGAUUCACCGCUUCGCGGCGACCCGGAAACUGACCGAGAAUGUCGAGAACACGAUGCCCUUCCUGUUGCAGAUCUCGCUUCAAGGGCAGACGGCACACCAGCUAUUCCAAGCUCUUCAGGACUUGUGCGGAGCAGGAUGCCUUCAGCUCAUCGGCAUGACAAUGCGUCGCGAGCGCCUGGACCUGACGGGGCAGGGUGUAGGAGGAAGCUCCUCCUCGGCGGACUCGGGCGGGCGCUACACUCAGUUUGAAGCUGAUGCUACGCGAUCCAAAAUUAGAGCAUGGAAACUCCUUAAUCAAGGUCGCAAUAGCUGUUAUGCCAACACCUUACUUUCGAGCCUUGUGUGGAGUGAAACCUUCCUCGGAUGCCAGCUCUUCGAAGGUCCUCUUGGAUCCUCUUUGCGAUCCCUGGUUCAGGCUGGCCGAACUGUUGACAUUUGGUCCGUGCUUCCGUGGAUUAAUGCAACCCGCUCCUGGCGGGCACCUAGGCAACAGCAUGACAUUGCAGAGUUCCUACUUUACAUGCGUCCUCAGCUCAAUGCAUCUUUGAUCGAUGGUUCGUGGGGGGCUGCGGGGCCCGCCUCAGCCGCUGAUGAUCCCACACCGUGUUCGGAGUGCUGCUUGCAAGACUUGCUAUCGUGCUGGCAUCAACAGGCGGAACCACAGGCUCUCCUGAAGCCGCCAAAGUUUUGUGCGAUUCAAGUGGGCCGUUUUGACAGCACGAAUGAUGGAGCUUGCAUUAAGACCGACUUCAAGCUUUGCCUGGAGCCCUUAGUGCACAUUCCUGCUUUUCGCGACAAUCUACAAGAUGUGUACUUCGUUAAGUACUUUGUGAGAGCUUGUGCAGUUCAUCACGGUCCUACACCCGACAGCGGUCACUAUCGCUCAAUUUUGAUGCCACCGAAUGGCGUGCUUGCGCAGUCCUUCUAUACUGAUGAUAACGCCACGGCUCGCAAAGUAAAGUCCUCGAUCUUUAUCUUUGGCGUGCGUGGUGAAGCCAACGUUGCAGAUUUGUUCACCAAACCUUUGAGUUGGACUGUUACCUUGAAGCACAUGUGGGGACUUGGCUUGCGUGACAUUGCCGUUGUUGCUUGUGUGCUUGAUGGCUUUGUUGCGUUGUGCGGUGCAAUGCUUGUUGGUAAGAACCAUGUUAGCUUGCGUGACCGUUUUGCCGCCAUGCCGCAUGCCUCCUGGUUGGUGAUUGAAUUCUGUGCCCCCGUUGAAUCGUCGAUGAGAGCGGCUAGCCAGGAUCUGAACUGGGUGAACGUGCUUACUGUGAGUGAGCGUGAUGAUGGUGCCAGUAACCAGACCUUGCUCGAGCUCAAAGCCAUCUUUGCUGUGCAGAUCAAGAAGAAGGGCUUUGUCUUCUUGUGGGCCAGUACCCCGUGUACCGGAGGCUGCCCAUAUCAGAGGCUGCGUGCCCGUGAUCCAGCCUAUCGCCGCGGGCGGACAUUUAAGAUGUCUCUGGUUCCUUUCGCUGCCGAGCGUGCCAUGGUGUUUGGCCUGGCUGUGGAAGUGCAAGAGAAGCUGCUCGAAGUACCGAGUGUCGGGCUUCUCGUUGUUGUGCUUGUCCCACUGCUUGUGGGUGUUGCGCUUGGAGUGUGCUUGCAGAAGCUGCGUACCGAGAGCUCCCGCGUCAAGACUGUGCAGGACCUUCUUUCGUUUCUGCCAAGGUCGGGCCAGAAGAUGGCUGUCUUUACUUCUGCUUACGGAGACUGUUUCCACGUGCGUAGAGACUGCCACGGCCUCAGGAACGCGCUUCCGAAUCGCAUCGCUGCUAAAGUGGCUUGCGAGUACUGUUUAAGGGAUCUCCACCUGGUACCUCCGACAGCUACUGCGUCGUGGGGGGGUGUAGAAAACCAGUGCUCUGCCCAGUAG
This is a messenger RNA of Symbiodinium sp. CCMP2592, 3819 nucleotides long. NCBI's taxonomy places the organism in Eukaryota, Dinophyceae, Suessiales, Symbiodiniaceae. The record is from the annotation of a GenBank genome assembly.